CUCCAACCACACCUACACCGAUUUCUCGCUACGAUCGAUCAAAGGUUACAAAGACUCGAGCAAAAUGUUUUGGCAUUGAAUGCAAAUUGAAACGAAAUGGGAUUCUUAAGUCCGGAGUAGAGUUUAAAAAAAUGUGGUCGAAAAUGUAUAAUGCCUUAUCUGGAGAAGUUGGUCUCAGUCCAGCUGAAGAGAGCCUGCAAAUCUUCAUUAUUUUGGAUAUCAAGUGCGUGUUAGAGCUUUCCCCACCGAUUCUUAAG
Messenger RNA from Ambispora leptoticha, 257 nucleotides. The record is from the annotation of a GenBank genome assembly. NCBI's taxonomy places the organism in Eukaryota, Fungi, Glomeromycota, Glomeromycetes, Archaeosporales, Ambisporaceae.